Messenger RNA from Babesia microti strain RI, 996 nucleotides. RefSeq lists its product as hypothetical. The coding region runs from base 1 to 996 and encodes 331 amino acids. The record is from RefSeq and is a predicted model, not a curated record. NCBI's taxonomy places the organism in Eukaryota, Apicomplexa, Aconoidasida, Piroplasmida, Babesiidae. The transcript has a single exon.
AUGUCUAAAGUUAGUUCCCUAACGGCACAAAGCUUGGGUCAAUUAGAUCAACCAUCUAAGUCAGGAAUUAUGGAUCCAAAAUUUAGCAAUUGCAAUGACAGUACAGUCAAGGAAAGACUCAAGGUUGGUAUUCUCAGUUCAGAUCAUAAGUAUGGAUUGGGUCGUGGCUUAUACGCUGCAAAACUUCUACUUCACUUGCUGUUGAUAAGGAAUGCCCACAGGAAGAGAUUGUACGAUUACAUAACACCGGGUAUCAUGGGUAAUAAUGAUAUUUUAGAUGACUUGUUACUAACUGAUGACAUGGAGAUUACUGGUAUAUACAUAAUAGGUGAUCAAGAAUAUAAUUAUGCUACCGAUAAUGAAAAUGAAUUAAUUGGUUGUAAAAUACAAGUAAAAAGGCUGUAUGUAAGGAAUCCGCUGCUAUUGGAACAAAUAGACAAUGAGUCAUUGGAAGCUGGUUCUUAUUGCAGAAACUUGGAGGCAAUAUAUUUGAUUAAAAACAUUCCAGUUGAUCUAGUUUUAGUGGCAAAUUGCUUAGAAGAUGUCGCAUUAGGUUCAUUGUGCCAUUCAAUGCUUGGAUUAGGCGGGGGGAGUAUAAUACGCAAUCAAUAUCUACAACCAUUAAUCUCAAAUGACGUGACUUCUUGUGGCUAUAGAAAAGUAUUAUUCAUAGGAAGACCUUUUAGGGAUUUGACGGCUAAAGAGAUAUAUUUGUUGGCCCGACAUGAAAAUCUUGUUAGCAAUGUGGCAUACAAUUCAUCAAUACGUUAUUUAUAUCAAAUGGAAUUUCUGUUGGAUAUUGGUGAGAAACAUCCAAAUUCCCUAAAAAAUAUUGCUAAACUUACGGCGGGAUCGAACAUCAAUUGCACUAUGGUUAAUGUAUGCGCCAUAUGUAAAUUUGUAAGUAAUCGUGACAAUGGAGAUAUAUGUUCUGCAUGCCUGGAGAUAUCCAAUAUUUCCGAAAAAGCCAAGAGUUACCUCCAUUCAUUAAUUUGA